Messenger RNA from Exophiala spinifera, 1089 nucleotides. RefSeq lists its product as uncharacterized. The transcript has 10 exons. The record is from RefSeq and is a predicted model, not a curated record. Bases 1 to 1089 code for a protein of 362 amino acids. Gene Ontology annotation, molecular function: oxidoreductase activity; zinc ion binding. Lineage: Eukaryota; Fungi; Ascomycota; Eurotiomycetes; Chaetothyriales; Herpotrichiellaceae.
AUGUCCGAGUCAGCCCCAUCGUUCGAUAUCCCCAAGGAAUGCGUCGCCGGUGUGGUGAAAAACGAGGGGCCCGAUUUCUACAUUGAGGUCGAGAAGGUCCCGGUGCCGGAGAUCGGUCCCCGAGAUGUCCUCAUCAAGCUCAACGCGACCGGCCUCUGUCUGAGCGAUGUCCACUACAUGCUGAACGACUGGGCGGUCCCUUCGAUGUCUUCCUUCGGCGUCAAAUGCGCGGGUCACGAAGGCGCCGGCGUCAUCGUCAAGGUUGGCGCCGAGGUUACCGGCUUGAAGGUCGGGCAGCGUGCCGGCUUCAAGCCCUUCCAGGACGUCUGCCAUCGAUGCGAGUAUUGCAAGACCGGAAAGGACAACUACUGUCUCCAGGGCGUUCUCACUGGACUUCACUGCGACGGCUCGUACAAGCAAUAUGUCGUGUCUCCCGAGAGCUACACUACGCUGAUACCCGAUGGUGUUUCGGACUACGUUGCGGGUCCAGUCAUGUGCUCGGCCUCGACGAUCUAUACUUCUCUUAAAGAAUCCGGACUCCGACCGGGACAAUGGGCCGUCUUUCCCGGAGGUGGCGGUGGUGUCGGGAUCCAAGGUGUUCAGCUUGCUGCUGCCAUGGGUCUUCGGCCCAUCGUGGUAGAUACCGGCGACGAACGCCGUAAACUGGCGCUGAGCCUGGGCGCGGAGCACUUUUUCGACUUCAAGGAAGGCGACCCAGUCAAGCAAGUACUCGAGAUCACCGAAGGUGGCGCGCAUGGCGUGUUUGUGACCGCUGUCCAAUCAUACCCGAUCGCUCUCAACUACAUCGGCCACCGGGCACUGGCCAAAGUUAUGUGCAUCGGUCUCCCCCCUGAUGGCAAAUACCAUAUCGACUUGAACCCUGGCCAAAUUGUCUUCAGAGGACAGUCCGUAAGAGGCACAUUAGUGAGCUCUCUAGCAGACACUGAUGAGGCAUUGGACUUCGCUAGACGUGGUAAACUACGCCUCGAGCCUACGGUUGUAGGAUUGAGCCAGUGGAAUGAAUCCGUACAGAAGCUCAAGAAUGGCCAGGUUGCCGGACGAAUCGUUGUCGACUUUAACUUGCCAUAA